Messenger RNA from Clupea harengus (Atlantic herring), 3274 nucleotides. RefSeq names its product tryptophan hydroxylase 1 (tryptophan 5-monooxygenase) a (gene tph1a). Gene Ontology annotation, cellular component: neuron projection. Gene Ontology annotation, molecular function: tryptophan 5-monooxygenase activity; iron ion binding. NCBI's taxonomy places the organism in Eukaryota, Metazoa, Chordata, Actinopteri, Clupeiformes, Clupeidae. The record is from RefSeq and is a predicted model, not a curated record. Gene Ontology annotation, biological process: aromatic amino acid metabolic process; serotonin biosynthetic process.
GUUAUUUCUGUAGAUGACGUUGGCUUUUUCAACGAACUUGUCAUUCAUAUCAAUUCUGUUAAGCAUUUGUUUCAGCAUUGUCAGUUACAGGACAGCCUUAUCAGUCGGUAAAAGUUGGUCACAUAAGUGCAAGCAAUUAUAGUUGCAAAAUGCUGAUCAUGCAUAUCUGUGCAUAUCGUCCAGUUUAAUGAUAAAGCGCUUUAGCAAUGUCGCACUUCUCUAAGCCGCAACCCCUACGUGAUCAUUUCACGUUAAGCGGUAAGAAGGUCAGGAGUGCUCGGAAAUGUAUUCAGGAAAUGUAUUUACACCUUUGAACUAUUUCAAAGUGUGCGGUGUAUACUGCUGUCAGUGAAAAUUACGUGUCUAGUCUCUACAUCUAUCAGAGGUCGAUUUAUGAACGAACAUUUCAGUACAAUUAGUUGUGUUGGGUGGAAAAGAAUGUGAAAAGUUAAAAUUUUGUGAAUCGAAUCUGUGGUAUGUCCAGGUUUGCCGCCUGGGUACUUUUGGCAAACAGAUCAGUCAGCAACCAAAUGAAUCAAACAUUCAAUCAUUAACAUAUCACGACGUGUUUAGACACAUUUUCAUUGAUUGAUUAACUGCAACCUAAUCCUACGUGAGAUUAAAACAAGGAGGGCACUAAUAAUAGGCUUGCAUGCGCCUUAAAUGAGAUUGCAUUGGCAGUUCCUCGAGCCAGACACAAGCUUGUCUUUGUUAACUGCUGAAGCACUGCGCGCUGACCUGACCCCAGUUGCUCUCCUUGGCCACCUUGCGCGCUCACUCAUGCUGUCAGGAAUCCUACUUGCGGGGAGACAGGGACAACGGCAACUGGUGUGCCAUGCCGUGUCUCGCUCACGAAGAAAUGUGAUGAACAAGGUAGCUUUCCCGAAGAUUGAGGAAAACAAAGACAAUAAGACCGAUAAUAAGACAGAGAGAAGCCGCGCGGCGAUAGUUUUCUCUCUGAAGAAUGAAGUUGGAGGAUUGGUCAAGGCACUUAAACUUUUUCAGGAAAAUCACGUCAACCUCGUGCAUAUCGAGUCCCGGAAGUCAAAAAGACGCAACUCUGAGUUCGAGAUCUUCGUAGACUGCGAUAGCAACCACGAGCAGCUAAAUGAGAUAAUUCAGCUUCUCAGGAAGCACGUGAAUGUUGUGGACAUGGACAACUCGACUUUACGCGAAGAAGAUGUGGAUAUGGAACAUGUGCCAUGGUUCCCCAAGAAGAUCUCUGACCUGGACAAGUGUGCCAACCGUGUACUGAUGUAUGGGUCAGACCUGGACGCAGACCAUCCGGGCUUCAAAGACAAUGUCUACAGAAAGAGAAGAAAGUAUUUUGCAGACCUGGCCAUGGGCUACAAACACGGGGAUCCUAUUCCUUGGGUUGAGUUCACGGAGGAAGAGGUGCGGACAUGGGGUGUUGUAUUCCGGGAGUUGAAUAAACUGUACCCCACCCAUGCCUGCCGCGAGUACCUGAAGAAUCUGCCGCUGCUCACCAAACACUGUCAAUACAGAGAGGAUAACAUCCCGCAGUUGGAGGACGUCUCGCGCUUCCUGAGAGAACGCACAGGCUUCACCAUCAGGCCCGUGGCAGGCUACCUCUCCCCCAGAGACUUCCUGGCAGGCCUGGCCUUCCGGGUGUUCCACUGCACGCAGUACGUCAGGCACAGCUCCGACCCACUCUACACUCCUGAGCCGGACACUUGUCAUGAACUGCUGGGCCAUGUUCCCCUCCUGGCUGAGCCCAGCUUUGCUCAGUUCUCCCAGGAGAUUGGACUGGCAUCACUGGGAGCCUCUGAUGACUCUGUACAGAAGCUUGCCACUUGCUAUUUCUUCACAGUGGAGUUUGGCCUUUGCAAACAGGAGGGAAAGCUGAGAGCCUAUGGAGCUGGCUUGCUGUCUUCAAUCAGUGAGCUCAAGCAUGCCCUCUCAGGAAAUGCCCGCAUUACACCCUUUGACCCCAAUGUGACAUCCAAACAGGAGUGUUUAAUCACCACCUUCCAGGAUGUCUACUUUGUGUCAGACAGCUUUGAGGAAGCCAAGGUGAAGAUGAGGGAGUUUGCUAAGACCAUCAAGCGGCCGUUCACGGUGCGGUACAACCCCUACACCCAGAGCGUGGAUGUGCUGAAGGACACCAUGAGCAUCAACAGCGUGGUGGAGGAGCUCCGACAUGAGCUCGACAUUGUGGGCGACGCCCUCAGCCGACUCAACGAGCAGCUGGGAGUGUGAUUGGACCGGAUGCCUCAGGCCUGCGGAUCUCCAUUACUUAAUCCAGCUUCCGGUGAUACCACAUAAGGCUAGGAUCAUCCAUUGAGCAAGGGACUUUGAAACGGAUGUGAACCUGAUCCAGCAUAUCUGUGCCAGAUCAGGGUCAGAUCUGGGUCAGAUCUGUACCAGGAUUGGCUGCAGUCUGUUUGCACCUGUUUGCCGUCUCACCCAUCACUCUUUGCACAACAGAGAACAUAGAUAUAUGGAAUCCUACAGACUUACCUGAUACAUAACAAACCUAUUACAUUUUAAAGUAACAAUAACCUUCAUAACUUUAUUUCUUCACAUGAAAGAUAAACACAAGUCAACAGCUGUGUCUUUCUACAAACACAAUCCACUGAUACCAAAUAGAACAAUUCUAUGUCAAAUAUUCAACACUGAGAAAUGUAAGAUAUUUUUCGAAUUUUGUCUACUUUAGAGAACACUCACUGCUGUCUAUCUGUUGUUCGUGUCUUUGAUUUUUUGAUGGUGGAUUUAUGCAAGGCGGCCAUAUUAAAUAUGGAAACUUUUUAUGUUAUAUGUGACAUUUUGUUAUGUGAUUGUCAAAUAAGGUUUUAUGAACAUAUAACAUACAGAAUCAUUUUUAAAUGUCCAUGGCUUUAGUUUGUGUGAAAAUCUUUUAAACGUUUGCUUACCUAGGCAUGAUUCUCUAUCUUAAAUGUGAUAGUCCAGUGAUCUGUGUGAGAUUUGUGCUAUGUACCCUCAACUCUACAGGCCACAGUUUUAGUGUCUCUUCUGUUACAUUACUACACACACAACAGUGAUAUGUAUGACAUGAAAAUAAACUGUAAAUAAAAAGUUAUAAUAAUGACCUGUUGUGUUAUAUAGCCUACUUUCUGAAGCUCUAGAUUUGUAUCUUGUAUUAUCCCAUUCAGUAGUAUUUUUACGUGUGUUGGGUGAAAUGCUAUUUUCCAUUCUGUAAUUAAACUCGGUGUCUCUGUAGCACACAUGUAAUGGCUGAAUAUAUUUGAACUCUUACAAAUAAAGAGUAAUUAUUUUUAUACCCUUAAAAAAA